Molecule: messenger RNA, 579 nt
Organism: Prunus avium (sweet cherry)
Lineage: Eukaryota; Viridiplantae; Streptophyta; Magnoliopsida; Rosales; Rosaceae
Source: RefSeq, a predicted model, not a curated record
AUGAAAUUCUUGGAGACCAUAGUUGCGAUGGUGUUAGGUAUUGCUCUUUCCUUCAACAUUGAGGGAAACAUGAGCUGCAAUGCUGCUGGACAGUAUGACUACUUUAAGUUUGUUCAGGAGUCUCCUUUUGCAUUUUGCAAAUAUGGUAAUGGAAUUAAUAGAUGCAACAUCCUACCUCUGCCACGGAUAUUUACCAUUCAUGGCUUGUGGCCAAGCAACUUCACAAAUCGUCAUGAACCUUGCGUUGGUGCACAAUUUAGUAGAGAUGUGAUGAAUGAAGCCUCCAAUGAUGACUUGCGAGCUGAUCUGGAGUUGUCAUGGCGAAGCUUCAUCAGUGGGCAGUCAAAUAUGGACUUCUGGGAAUAUGAAUACAACACACACGGCAAGUGCUCCGACCACAAGUUUUCGCAGACGCAAUACUUCGACCGUGCCAGGAGUUUGUGGAAGCAAUACAAAGCUCAUACUCUAUUUUCUAAUCGCUCGCUUGAACCAGGCAUAGUCAUCAUGUUUAUCAAUCAUAUAGUUUUGCAACAGGCAUAUAGUCAUCAUGUUUAUAUGGAAAUGGAAAAUCUUAUAUGA